UUCCGGGUUUUUGGUGCUGUUCUGGAGACCCUUGGCAGUGCUCUUGGGUGCAGGUCUGGGAUGGGGUUUAGAGCCGGUGGGGGCCAGGCACCUCUCCCCAUUCACUUAGCACGAGGGCCGUACGCUUUUUUAUAGCUUAGAUGAUUUGGUAUGGCUGUGGCUGAAAAGCCGGCACAGCCACGGGAAAAACGCCCACCCGUACCGGGGUCUGCUUGGAUAUGGCUUGUAUGCUUCGGGACACCGUGCUUGCCAUUCCAGUUAGAGCAAAUUGAGAACGGCGGAACUGUCGUGGCACGUGAAUUCGCAAAUACCGCCUCCGCAGAGCCCGAGCCACAGUUGCUUUGGAAAUCGUGGAUUCGGUUUGGAUGGCUCAUGCGGCCUGGGUGCAAUUUCCAAGCGUUCGAUGCAGGCUCGGCACCCGAUCCAGUGGUGGGUGUUCUUGAUAUCCGGGCGAAAUUUUGGGGUGGGCUGCUGGAUGCAGUUCACAGCACGACUCUAGAUGAGCCCGGGCCGGUGGCCCAAAUAUGGCGCUUGGUGCACCUGUUCUGGGCUGCACGAUAUAAUAAAUGGUCGGCUUGUCUGCAUCAUGUUAUUGAGUCUUUCAAAAGUUGAGCCGACUUAGACUCAACUCGCUUAUAUUCUGGCCCCAUGUUUAUUCAUGUGGUGUUCCACGAAUCAGGGCGUGCGAGACGAGUGCGCAUGCGCUUUCGAAUGGGUGCAAAUCACCCUCCGGUUGUUCAUCUACUUAAUCUCGUAUAUGUGUAAAACACAUUUGCAAGUAUCGAGCUCUAAUUCAAUACUUCCGUC
Molecule: messenger RNA, 807 nt
Organism: Metschnikowia bicuspidata var. bicuspidata NRRL YB-4993
Lineage: Eukaryota; Fungi; Ascomycota; Pichiomycetes; Serinales; Metschnikowiaceae
Exons: 1
Coding region: 151-612 (153 amino acids)
Source: RefSeq, a predicted model, not a curated record